Messenger RNA from Acipenser ruthenus (sterlet), 1966 nucleotides. RefSeq lists its product as uncharacterized. The transcript has 2 exons. NCBI's taxonomy places the organism in Eukaryota, Metazoa, Chordata, Actinopteri, Acipenseriformes, Acipenseridae. Gene Ontology annotation, biological process: lipoprotein metabolic process; lipid transport. Gene Ontology annotation, cellular component: extracellular region; membrane. The record is from RefSeq and is a predicted model, not a curated record. The coding region runs from base 415 to 1242 and encodes 275 amino acids. Gene Ontology annotation, molecular function: lipid binding.
GGAGAAAGGGAAACGGGUUUGUGCUCAAGGACCUUCGCUUCACUUUUUCAAUGUCAUUCGGGCACCCUGCAGCUAAGCUAGCAUCUCAUGUUAUAAAAUGGCACAUUCUCUGCCUCAGUGUCGUCGUUUUUUUAUACAUCUAUGUCUAUAUCUAUAUCUAUGUCUAUGUCUAUGUCUGUAUCUAUUCUGUACAUGUGUCCAUAUCUGUGUCUAUGUCUAGAUCUGUGUCUAUGUUUAUAUCUAGAUCUACCAUACCUCUCUGGGCUUUACAAUAUGUACUUAUGCUUUACCAUGCUUCCACUAUGCUUUUAUACAUUGUCCUGCUUUUACUAUGGGAGUCUGAGAAAGAAGGGGCCAUAAACUGUAAUACUUAUGUGGCUCUUAUUGUUUUAGAUACACAAACAGAAAGGCAUAAUGGCCCAAAACAGUGGAAUGGAAAUUGACAUGGAAACAGAUGACCUGAAACAAAAGCCUGGGCAUACAGAACAGCUGGAGGAGAGCAGGAGCGCCGAUGUCUUCACAAAGCUGUUCUCUGAGCGAGAGGGAAAGCUACAGGGCUAUCUCCAGGAACUGGAAAGCAUUGCAGACAGUAUGGUUGAUACACACAAGAGCACUACCUUGACCAAGACCAUUGGCAGAUCUGCUGGUGCUCUGAGUAAGACUCUUGCCAUGUCCGGGCUCGCCCUCUCUCCUUACACUGGGGGUGCCUCCACAGCACUUACAGCAGCCGCGGCAGUGGUCAGGAAAGCAGGUGGUCCCAGGGGGCCUAUAGUUAGCAUCGCAGAAACAACCCGCCGCGCCUUGGACGAGAAGAAAGUGAGAAAAAUCUUCCAGAAGUAUGCAGAAGAGCUAGCCUAUGUUAAAGCAUGUUUGGAGGCCAGAGAAACUGAGCAGAAAGGUUUGUCAGACCAGACAGGUGCGCUGGAAGACAUGAAAUCAAAACCUACCAGUUUCAUUAGUGGCAACAACGUUAUUAAGGUAUUGAACAAUCCAGCUCUGAAAAAAACAGCAAAGAGUUUACUAACUGGCCAAAUGGGAAAGUCAGGCAUGAAUGUAGAAAGCUUAGCCACUGGAGCGCGGGCUGUCUUUGAUAUCUCCUCUCUCUAUAACGGAAGCAGACAGGAGGUUGCUAAGAAGAUACGGGAGAGAGUGAGUGAGCUGAGGAGUGAGCUGGAUUCAUACAGAGAGCUGCAUGAUACAUUGGGCAAGGGUCAACGGAAUAGGCAAACACACACACAUUGAUACUAAAUAGAUGCUUCAUAUCAUUAUUAUUUACCUAAUAUGGGUGACUCACCUGGUAAAGGCACAACUAUGUGAUGUGUAGGGUGAGUCAUACAUACCCUACUGGGCAUACCCACGUUGAGCUGCCUUUGUCCUCCAACAUCUGCUGUCCAGCUCCUGGAUGUAAAGACUGGCUUGGGGAUCGGAGGACGCCCACUGACCUUCAGUUCACCUGAGCUGAUGAGGGGAACUGCUGCAGUAAGGGAGUGUAAUUGGCUAACACAGUAAAUCAAUUGGCAGUGCUUCACCUGUAGGCUUUAACACAAAUAUAUUUCCCCUACCUCCAAGUUUUUUGUUUUUUUUUUAAACGGAUUUGUUUAUCAAACUUUAUUAUAAGAACAUUAUUAGAACAAUAAUUAUAAUGGGCUCUGAAAGGAUUUUUAAGGAAUGUUUUGUUUGGGACUGUUUUGUGAAAUCCUCUUUUGAAUAAUUAAAUCAAAUUUGCAGUUCAUGUAACGAAGAAGAAGAGAAUGCUUAUAAACUUUCUAACAAACCAAUCCUUAAAAUAACAGUCCUUAAAAUAACAGAUCUUAAAACAUUCCUUCAAACAGCCCCUAACAUAGUGUAGGUCCCAAUAUCCUCAUAUUUACACACAUAACUGAAAAAGGGGCAGAGUGAGACUGUGAAUAACAUUCAACAACAUCUCAUUAUGACAAUGAGAUGGCAUUGGACACAGCAGGACAUG